Molecule: messenger RNA, 201 nt
Organism: Ilyonectria robusta
Lineage: Eukaryota; Fungi; Ascomycota; Sordariomycetes; Hypocreales; Nectriaceae
Exons: 1
Source: RefSeq, a predicted model, not a curated record
CACUACUCGCAGCCGAGCAAUCGCGAUGAUCGUAUAAUUCACUCUAUCAAUAUGUGCUGGUUUAUACUCGAUAAGUAUUACACUAUGACCGAGGAUGUCCCCGUAUAUGCCGCCGCCCUCCUUCUCGAUCCUUCUAAACGCAAGAGCUAUAUCGAAGAAUGUUGGCCCGAGGAAUGGCACGAGGGUGCGUUUGCCGCCGCC